Molecule: messenger RNA, 715 nt
Organism: Anas platyrhynchos (mallard)
Lineage: Eukaryota; Metazoa; Chordata; Aves; Anseriformes; Anatidae
Gene: PIGY
Product: phosphatidylinositol glycan anchor biosynthesis class Y
Biological process (GO): GPI anchor biosynthetic process
Cellular component (GO): glycosylphosphatidylinositol-N-acetylglucosaminyltransferase (GPI-GnT) complex
Source: RefSeq, a predicted model, not a curated record
AUGGCAGGAGGCGGCGUGCUGCCCUCCCUGCCCACGCUGACCGUCCUCGUCCCGCUCCUGUCCCUAGCAGGUCUGUUCUACGCCGCCGCGGUGGACGAGACCUUCCCGCAGGGCUGCACCAGCACCAACAGCUUGUGUUUCUACAGCCUCCUCCUUCCCAUUACAAUACCAGUUUAUGUGUUCUUCCACCUGUGGACCUGGAUGGGGAUUAAGCUUUUCAGGCACAACUAGUGCGGUGUGUUUGCUAACCCCCCUGUGCUUCUCUAGAGCAACACAGUUUAAUUUCACAGGGCGCUACAGUUGAUUUGAGAGAGCUCCCAGCUGGCACUAGUGACUGUCACUUUUCCUAGUGGUAUCUGGAACUGUAUAAAGUCUGCUGCAGCAAGCCCAUUACUUAAUUACUGCUAAGGAAGAUAGAGAGGAAGACUAACAAGAAGCAUUAACUCUUUCUAGCAUAUCUCUUCAAGAACGUUCUCUGUUUCUAAUGGUACUACUGAAAAUCUUAUAGGUGGCAGUCAUCUUUGUUAGAAAAGACUGCACGCAGAUUGAAAUAACAUCUUAGAUAAUAAGCAAUGACAAUGUGGCGGUAUGAGUCUCUCUUUGAGUCAUGAAGCUGUAAUUUUGUUCAUAUGUCUUGAAGUGAUGUGUGUAUUGAAAUGUAUUUGUUCCACUGUCAGAAGAACAUAAAAUAAACUAGGCUGAUGUUUAAUAACAA